AUGCGUGUCCGUGGUGUGGAAGUGCACUCUUUCCACGCCAACACCCUUGUCGGCUCUUUGAAGAGGGCUGGGCACUGGCAGCACGCUUGCCGCCUUCUUUUUCGCAUGCCUGAGCUGCAGCUGCGGCAAGACCAAGUGUCCUUCAACUCCGCGCUUGGGGCGUGCGCGGCCGCGACGCAGUGGCAGCAGGUCCUGGCGAUUUUGGGGCUGAUGUCUCCCUCCUCCGUGACUCCAGACUUGAUCUCCGUCAAUGUCGCGAUGAACGCCUGUGGCAAGACUUCUUUGUGGACAUUGUCGCUGGAUCUUUUUGGCCAGCUCUGCGGUGCAGGCUUGGCACCGAACAAGAUCAGCUAUGGCACUGUCAUCUCUGCAUGCGAGAAGGGCAGCCAGUGGGAGUUGGCUCUGUCGCUUCUCAACGAGAUGCCACGCCAGAAGCUGACUGCAGAUGUGGUUGCCUUCAAUUCCGCCAUCAGUUGCUGUGAGAAGGCCUCGUCGUGGCAAAAAUCUCUGGCGAUGUUGGUGCAGAUGCCCGAGCAGCGGCUUUCGCCUUCCUGUGUCAGCUUCAGCGCAGUCGUCAGCGCAUGUGGCCGCGCAGCCUUAUGGGAGGCGGCCUGCCAUCUGCUGAGUUUGAUGCGCGACAUGUCGGAAGCUCCGAAUGUUGUAACCUACAAUGCUGCCAUCAGUGCCUGUGAACGAGCCCGUCGCUGGCAAACAGCGAUGAUUCUCUUGCAAGAAGCGUCAGAUGCUGCCGUGCCGCCGGACGUUGUGGGCUUCAGUGCUGCCAUCAGUGCUUGCGGUGUGUGCUCGGAGUGGCCAUGGGGCUUGGAGUUGCUGCAAAACAUGGGAGCGCGCGCGAUUCCCCCCGACAGGAUCGCCUUCGACUCUGCUAUCAGCGCUUGUGCUCUGGGUAUCCAAUGGGAGUCGGGCUUGGCACUACUGGCAUCAAUGGGAAGCCGUGAGAUCUGUCCGGACGAAGUGAGUUUCAAUGCCGCCAUGAGCUGCUGCGAACGCUCUGGCCGAUGGAUGGAGGCCCUUUCAUUGUUCGCUUUGAGCACAGAACUUCAGCCACGCCCGGACGCGGUGUCCGUGGGCCUUGUUUGCAGCGCUGUUGCCGCAGCUCCGUGGCGACUGGCUUCGGCACUCUUGGGUGACCUGCUCGAGAGAGAGGUUCUGCCCACUGGCAUCAUGCUAGGCUCGCUGCUGCAGCCGAUUCGUCAGUCUCUCGGUUCUGAAGAAGCUGUCAAGGUCUUGGCCGGUGUGCGCAGCCUCUGGCUUCAGAGCGAACAGCAGGUGCUUGAGGUCGAAAGCGGCCGCGACAAGGACUGGCUCGGCGCCUGGCCUGGUCUUUGUGUUGUCGCGAAGCCAGGAGGUGUGUCAACUGAAGACACCUUGGCAAGAUGGGCUUUACUGCUGGCGAUGCCGCUUGGAACGGUUUCCCGACUUGACCUGCCCACAUCGGGCGUUCUCCCCUUUGCGCUUGGUGGUGAUGAUUCGCCCGCAGCGCACUGGCUCCGUGCCCAAUUUUCUGCAAGGCUCGUGAAGAAGGAGUACUGGUGCCUCUGCAGUGGCAAGGCCAACGAGACCGGUGUCGUGACCAGCCCGCUUCGGGUGGUGCGCAGUGAGGGUUCCGUCUAUGCCGAGCCCUCUUCCCUGGGCCGUGCCGCCCGCACAGAGUAUCGAGUUCUGUCCUCCUUCCAAGCUGCAACGCUGUCUAGCGCCGCGGCGCCGUUCUCACUGCUGGAGGCUCGCCCGCUGACUGGCCGCACCCACCAGAUCCGCGUGCACAUGGCAAGCAUCGGGCUCCCCAUCCUCGGAGACGAGGCUUACGGACAGCCUGAACUGAACACCUUGUGCCCGCGGCUCUUCCUGCAUUGCCGGCGCCUGUGUCUCCUGGCGCUGGAUGGCCAGGAGCUGUCUUUGGAAGCCCCGCUGCCAGCAGACCUACGUGGUGUGCUGACGAGCUUGGAGACAGAGCUGCCCAUGGACAGUGAAAAAAUCGUAGUUUGGAUGGCUUUGCCGAGCCGCCUGCCCCGCAACACUUCUUCCGGUUUUCGCCAGUUGGCGAGGGCUUCCGCGCGCGCUGUCGGCAGUGUUGGCCUCAGACAGCAGGCAGAUGUCAAAGGCUGGAUCAGUGCGGCACCGGAACACUUGGAGAUGUUUUCAAAGUUCCCUUCGCUGAUCAACUGCGCCACUGUUGACUGGUACGAUCCGUGGCCCGAGGACGCUCUGGUUUCUGUCGCAGAGAGGUACUACCUCCAGGCUCCCAAAGAGCUAGAACUGGAUGCCAGCAUUGCCGCGUUGUCGAAGAUCUCUUGUGUUAUCCACGCCUCGGCGUCCGAGGCGGCCGAGAGGUUCUUCGAUGAACUCCGCCGGAAGACGUACAUGACGCCGACUUCGUACUUAGAGCUGAUCAAGCUGUUUACAGACUUGCUUGGAAUGAAGAAGGGCGAGCUCGACACGAAGCUGAAUCGCUAUCGAGUGGGCGCCCAGCGUCUGAAGGAGACGGAAACAGUGGUGGACAAGCUCAAGGUGGACCUCACGAAGAUGCAGCCAGUCAUCGAGCAGGGAAAGAAGGACCUCUGCCGCCUGUUCUCGUUGAUGCUGGAUGCCUUUGACGAAGUCUAA
This is a messenger RNA of Symbiodinium sp. CCMP2592, 2625 nucleotides long. The record is from the annotation of a GenBank genome assembly. Lineage: Eukaryota; Dinophyceae; Suessiales; Symbiodiniaceae.